AUGAUGAAUCAAACAGUAAUAAUGGAAUUCUUGCUUCUGAGAUUUACUGAGAACCAGUUGCUAUUGAGGCUACAUGCUGUGUUCCUCUUACUGAUCUACCUACUGGCCAUAGUGGAGAAUUUAAUUAUCAUCCUCCUCACAAUUCUUGACCAACACCUCCACACUCCAGUGUACUUUUUCCUAAGGCACUUACCCUUCUUAGAUAUGUGUCUCAUUUGCACAGUCCCCAAAUCCAUCCUCAACUUCACUGACUCCAUCUCUUUUCUGGGAUGUGUGUUACAGGUCUUCCUUGUGAUAGUAAUGUCUGGGUCCGAGAUUAGCAUUCUCACUGCAAUGUCCUGUGACCACUAUAUUGCCAUCUGUCGCCCUCUUCAUUAUGAGGCUGUUAUGAGCAAAGAGGUCUGUGUCCAGCUGGUGUUAGUCUCCUGGCUCAGUGGAGGGGUCUUCAGAAUCUUGUACUCAGCUGGGACAUUCUCUUUAAAUUUUUGUGGGUCCACUAAGAUACAUCAGUUAUUUUGUGAUGUGCCCACCCUACUGAAGCUCACUUGUUCUGUGGAACAUGCAACUAUUAAUGUCAGUGUGGCCAUUGGGGUCUGUUAUGGAUUUUCAUGUUUAGUUUGCAUUGUGGUCUUUUAUGUACAUGUUUUCUCUACCGUGUUAAAGAUCCCAACCAGACAGAAGCAGGGCAAAGCCUUUUCCACCUGCUUGCCUCACCUCUUUGUAGUGAGUACAUUCCUUCUAACAGGUGCUAUUGCUUAUUUAAAGCCAAACUCUGAUGAACCUUCUCUUCCUGACUUGUUCGUGUCUAUGUUCUAUUCUGUGGUACCCCCAACCUUGAACCCUGUUAUCUACUGUCUGAGGAGAAAAGAUAUUAAAUCAGCUCUUGUUAAAAUCCUACAAAAGUUAAAAGGAGUGGAGUAA
This is a messenger RNA of Neomonachus schauinslandi (Hawaiian monk seal), 921 nucleotides long. RefSeq names its product olfactory receptor 14K1-like. Gene Ontology annotation, biological process: G protein-coupled receptor signaling pathway. Lineage: Eukaryota; Metazoa; Chordata; Mammalia; Carnivora; Phocidae. The record is from RefSeq and is a predicted model, not a curated record. Gene Ontology annotation, cellular component: membrane. Gene Ontology annotation, molecular function: odorant binding; G protein-coupled receptor activity; olfactory receptor activity.